Messenger RNA from Oreochromis aureus, 531 nucleotides. Its product is annotated as ribonuclease H-like. The transcript has a single exon. Lineage: Eukaryota; Metazoa; Chordata; Actinopteri; Cichliformes; Cichlidae. Gene Ontology annotation, molecular function: RNA-DNA hybrid ribonuclease activity; nucleic acid binding. Gene Ontology annotation, biological process: DNA replication, removal of RNA primer. The coding region runs from base 1 to 531 and encodes 176 amino acids. The record is from RefSeq and is a predicted model, not a curated record.
AUGGCGGACUUGAUGGGGUCAGGGGAACCACACGACUGCGCCAAAAGAGCUGAAGCUGAAGAGAAAGUUAGAGAAGAUCUGAAAGCGGAGCCCAUCCCCGGAGCUGAAGACUGGUUCACAGAUGGCUGCUGUCACCGUGAUGAAGAAGGACUGAAAGCAGGCUACGCUGUGGUUUGCAGAAGAGGACAACACUAUGAAGUGAAAGAAGCCGGAAGAAUCGAGGGCCAACAGUCAGCACAGAGAGCUGAAGUAAUAGCUCUGACCCGAGCCCUCAGACUGGCCAAGGACAUGAAGGUGAACAUUUACACUGAUUCAGCUUAUGCGUUUGGAGCAGCUCACGUGGAACUUGCUCAAUGGAAGAGAGCAGGUUUCAGAACAGCAACUAAUGCCCCAAUAUGCCAUAAGAGGGAAAUGGAAGAACUGGAAGAAGCUCUGAACGACCCAGGCGAGGUAAGUAUCAUAAAAUGCAAAGGACACUCUCAAGAAAACACAAUGGUGGCCAAAGGGAACCAGAAAGCAGAUGAAGCAUAA